Molecule: messenger RNA, 2961 nt
Organism: Nicotiana attenuata
Lineage: Eukaryota; Viridiplantae; Streptophyta; Magnoliopsida; Solanales; Solanaceae
Product: filament-like plant protein 7
Exons: 6
Coding region: 244-2760 (838 amino acids)
Source: RefSeq, a predicted model, not a curated record
UGUUAAAUAAUUUGUUUCAUUUCACUCCCAGCCCCAGGUGUGUAACUUGUCGGUGGCUAUAUUAAUUGCUGCAUUUUCUGCUAUUUCUUCACUCUUUAGUUCCAGGUGGUGUCUUGAAUGGUUGUUUUUUUUACUAGCCACUUUUCUUGAAGCUUGCAGUAAGGUUACGUCCAAGAAUUCGACAAGGUUUGGUUAUUUUUGUAAUGAUUAGUAGCUGCUGUUGCAUGCUAGAUUGAGUAAAUCAUGGACCAGAAGUCAUGGUUAUGGCCGAGGAAACGAUCUUCAGAGAAGACAAUUGUUUCAAUCAGCAAAUCUGAUCAUCCUGCUCAAGUAAAUGGAGUAGAGGGACAGACAGUUCCAAAUGAAAAGGAAAUAUUUCUGGAGCAAUCAUUGAAAAUCCUAGAUGAGAAGUUAGCUACCGCGCUCAGUGAAUCUAAUUCGAAAGAUGAACAAUUAAUACGGUCUGCAGAAAUAGAACAAGAAGCUAUUGCAGGUCAGAAGAAAGCAGAAGCUGAAGUACUUUGCUUAAAAAAAGAACUAGAUGAAGCAGUCCAUCAGAGAAAAGCUGCUAAUGAAAGUAUAAUGCACUUGAACACUGCGCUGAGAGAUCAUAUACAGCAAUUAACUACUCUCCGAGAGGAACAGGAGCAAAAAAUACGUGACGCUGUAAUGAGGACGUCAAAAGAAUUUGAGAAGGUGCACAAAAAGUUAGAGGACAGAUUAGCAGAAACAAGUAAAAGGAUAACAAAUUUGACACAUGAGAAUUCUCAUCUAAAUAAGGUCCUUCUCGUGAAAGGUAAGAUAAUUGAAGAUCUAACUAAGAGCAGUACACAGGCAGAAGCAGAGUUUAAUGCACUAAUGUCGAGGUUAGAUUCUGUGGAGAAAGAAAAUUCUUUUUUGAGGUAUGAAUAUCAGAUGCUUGAGAGGGAGUUCCAUAUUCGGAAUGAAGAGAUGGAGUUCAGCCGCCGCUCUUUGGAUUCCUCGCGUAAGCAGCAACUAGAGAAUGUGAAGAAAAUUAGAAAAUUGGAAGCAGAAUGUCAGAGAUUACGUCUUCUAACUCGCAAGCGGCUGCCUGGUCAGGUUGGAUUGACAAAGGUUAAGAAUGAAAUUGAAACGCAAGAAAAAAAUCAAACUGUCAUAAGGAGGAGGAAGUCAGAUCCCCCAACUGGAAGUUUAAUUCUUAAAGAUACAGUGACAGAUGAUAUUCGCCAUAAGGAGAUAACUUUUUUAGUUGAACGUAUGUGUAAUCUGGAGGGAGAGAACAAGGCUUUGAAAGAUUUAUUAGGAAGGAAAGAAGUUGAGAUUUGCCAUUCUUCUGCUAAGGGUUCCAAAGAGCUGGCCUUGGCUAGUCCACUAUCAAAUGAAACUUCCUCAAUAUCAAGUUACGACACGUGCAAGAGAGAUGAAAGUGUUUGUUCAAAAAUGAUUGGGGUUUCAGAGAUGUGUCUGAUGGAUGAUUUUGCUGAAAUGGAGAAACUUGCAAUAGUUGCUGUUGAUUCUACAAUAGGGAGUUCUUAUCCUCCCUCAGAUGCAAGUCUCGCUUUAUCAGAGACACAUGGACACCAGAUCGACUCGACUGGUAAGGAACUAGUUAAAGUGGAACAACAUGAUUUAUAUGACUUGGGAAUGGAAGUUCAAGGACAAGAUUCAGUGUCCAAGAUAUCCUCCAAUUGGCUUCAUGAAAUCUUGAAAAUAAUAAUGGAGCAAAGCUGUGUCUCAAAAAAGGGCGCUGAUGAAUUAUUAGAGGAUAUUAGAGUAGCUUUGUACAAUGUAAACACUCCAUGUAGUGGGCCAUCUGAACUGCUUCCCAUCAGUGGUUAUAUUACUUGGAAAUCUCCGGUAACUUCUCCAAAGAUGCAAAGUCUAACAACUGAAUCGGGAUCAACGCAAAGUGUUAUAUCUGAAUUGGGGAAAAUUCAUUCUAUCCUCCAAGCAGAAAAUGAAGGAUUGAAAGCUGAGAUAAACAGUAUGAAGUCCUCAAACAAAGAUGUACAAGUCAAGCUGCAAGUCGUGAAGAACAAGAGCGAAAACUUGGCAAAUGAACUUAAGCAAUCACAACAAAGUAUUUUAAGUCUACGAGCUGAACUGGAAGAAGCUAAAGAAUCUAAAAGGAUGAUGGAGGAUCUUAUGGAAAAUCAGAAAUCAAUCAAUGAAGAUCUCGAUACACAGCUUACUGUGACCAAAGUUAAACUAAAUGAAACACUUCAAAAACUAUCUUCUCUUGAAGUAGAAUUGGAAGAUAGAAGUCACUGUUGUGAAGAGCUGGAAGGAACUUGCCUUGAGCUUCAACUCCAACUUGAAAGUAUUACUGCCAAUCCAACUUCCGAGGACAACAUGGAUCAAGAAAAAGGCCUGCAGAAAACUGGCUGGGAAAUAACAUCUGCUUCUGAAAAAUUGGCCGAGUGUCAAGAGACUAUACUGAACCUAGGGAAGCAAAUUAAGGCCUUAGCUUUGCCGAAGGAAAAUACAGUUGGUGCCACCAAUGGUAGCAUUAAGAACAUGAGGAAGCACAUGUCUCUACUCGAUCGGAUGUUAUCAGAGGAUGACGUGCAAAAGGAGGAACUCAACUCUCCCAACAAUGAUACAGUUCACGCAACCCAAAGCCCACAGUCUGAAGCUAAAACUCCGAAUAUGGGAACUAUGGUUAUUUUACCAACCAAGAAACGCGGGGGAAUGAAUUUUCUAAGGAAGCUUUUACUAAGGAAGAAGCGAGAAAGAAGCAAAAAGAGAGCCUUUCCGUUAGGCAUUGAAGCUUAUUAAUGCUGCAAGAAAAUCUGGUUUUACUUCUAAGCAGUUUUUAGUUUGAUCAUACGUAAUGCACAUAGAUAUAUCUUAUUGUAAUGCAUGUAUCUGCAGCCCGAAUAUUGACUUCAAUAACUUACCUUCAUGGACCUAUUUGAGUGUAUUCUGUACGUACUUUGUCAUGUAAAAAAGCCUCUGUUUGCACUUGCUACAGAUCCA